CACCUUAAUUCGAUCCUUUCAAACUGGCAUUCAUUUCUUCCUGUACAUUCCCAAGCGAAAAGAACAUUUCUCCGCAGGAGCAACAGAAAGUAAACGCAGAGGGAAAAAGGAAAGUUUAAAUGGAUUCUUUCUCUGAGACAAUCGCAGUGGGGUCCUCUCACUUGUUGGCAUCACCUGUUGUUAAACUCCAGUACAACGGAGCAGUGCACGACAACUCGAUUCGCAUCCUGCCGCAAAUCGAUCAGAUAGGGCUUUACAGCACCGCCAAGAACCUUGCCAACCUAUCAGAGGAUGCCAUUGUUUCCUUGAUUCGUCUUGACUUCAAUGGCGAGCUUGUCACAGAUCCACAUACUCUCAACGAUGGAGAGUUAUUGGAGGUCUUGGAAGGAUCACCUGAAGAACCUAAUGUUGUCGCCCGCAUCACGGAACUCCAAAGUGCAGGAAAGACGCAUGCUAGUUCAAAUCGCGAGUACAAGGCUCACUCAGUCAGAGGGACACUCCAGUUCCUUCACACUGUUGAGAAACUAAAGCGCACAAAGAGAACAGGAUGGAUUAACCAUGGUAUCAAGCCAGCAGAAUCGAUUGCAGACCAUAUGUACAGGAUGAGCAUAAUGGCGCUUUUGAUCGAUGAAAAGACUGCCGGGGUCAACAAAGAUAGAUGUAUCAAAAUGGCUCUCGUUCAUGAUCUUGCUGAGAGCUUAGUAGGCGACAUCACACCAUAUGAUGGCAUUACAGUUGAGGAUAAGCGUACGCGUGAAAGGAAUGCCAUGCAUCAUCUUUGCCAUGACCUGCUUGGCUGGUCUAUGCAAGCACAAGAAAUCUCUGAACUAUGGGAGGAGUAUGAGGCUGCUAACACACCCGAAGCACAUUUGGUCAAGGAUUUUGACAAAUUUGAGAUGAUCAUGCAGGCUUUAGAAUAUGAAACUUCCGAGGCCACGGUACUGGAGGACUUCUUUGCUGGGACCCGUGGUAAAUUCAAGCAUCCCAUGGUAACCGCCUGGGUUCAUGAGCUAGAUGCAGAAAGAGCCGAGUCGCGCGCAAUCAAACCUUGAACCUGCUCCUAGAAAGCUUCUCGAUGAACUUUAAUAAAUUCUGGC
Molecule: messenger RNA, 1097 nt
Organism: Lobosporangium transversale
Lineage: Eukaryota; Fungi; Mortierellomycota; Mortierellomycetes; Mortierellales; Mortierellaceae
Product: HD domain-domain-containing protein
Exons: 6
Coding region: 120-1052 (310 amino acids)
Cellular component (GO): cytoplasm
Molecular function (GO): 5'-deoxynucleotidase activity
Source: RefSeq, a predicted model, not a curated record